AUGAAGGUGGAGGAUAAAGAUUUUGUUGUUAAGGACCUAAUUAUUAAUGAGUCUAAUUUAGUUUUUGAAGCAAAUAAGGGAAUUGAUGACGGGUCGGAUUCAAUUUUUGAAGCAAAUAAAAGAAUUGUUGAUGGGUUUGAUUUAGAGGGUAUAAUGAAGGUGAAGGACGAAAUACUGGAGCUUGAAAAAGAAGGGUUUUUGGGGUGUUCUAUUAAGAAGGAGAAUGUGGAUGUUAGAAUGGAAGUAAACAGGGAAUUAGAUAGCUUGGAUGACAUGGAAGAAGGUGAGAUAAGGGAUGUUGAUGGAUAG
Molecule: messenger RNA, 309 nt
Organism: Dovyalis caffra
Lineage: Eukaryota; Viridiplantae; Streptophyta; Magnoliopsida; Malpighiales; Salicaceae
Source: the annotation of a GenBank genome assembly